Fusarium verticillioides 7600 is the source of this 1569-nucleotide messenger RNA. RefSeq lists its product as hypothetical. Gene Ontology annotation, molecular function: carotenoid dioxygenase activity. The transcript has a single exon. The coding region runs from base 1 to 1569 and encodes 522 amino acids. Lineage: Eukaryota; Fungi; Ascomycota; Sordariomycetes; Hypocreales; Nectriaceae. Gene Ontology annotation, biological process: carotene catabolic process. The record is from RefSeq and is a predicted model, not a curated record.
AUGUCUCCACCUGAAGAACAUCACGGCCUCAAGUCCAAAUGGCCUCAAGCCUUCGAUCUCGCUGGUUCAAACUCCCCCUGUCGAAUCGAAGGAGAAAUCAGUGAUCUCAUCGUCCUCGGCGAAAUCCCAGCUGCUAUCGACGGGACCUUCUACCGAGUCAUGUGCGAUCCUUUCGUCCCUCCCCACCCUAACAAUGUUCCUCUCGACGGCGACGGCCACGUCUCUGCUUUCAGGAUCCACGACGGUCGAGUUGACAUGAAGAUCAAAUACGUCGAAACAGAGCGCUAUAAGCUUGAGAGAAAAGCCGGCAAGGCUUUAUUCGGGCUGUAUAGAAAUCCAUUCACGCAUCAUCCCUGUGUAAGAGCAGCCGUCGACUCCACUGCCAACACGAACAUGGUUUACUGGGCGGAUCGGCUCUUGGCGCUUAAGGAAUCUGCGCUUCCUUAUGAGAUGCAUCCUGAUACCCUUGAGACUCUCUGUUACGAUCCGUUUGGAGGCCAGGUCAAUGCAAAGGCGUUCACGGCACAUCCGAAAAUUGACCCGUUCUCUGAUGAACUCGUUGUCUAUGGGUACGAAGCCAAGGGUCUAGCGACUAGAGAUAUAGUCAUUUAUUCGCUAGACAGGAACGGGGUUAAACAUGAUGAGCAAUGGAUUGAAUCUCCCUGGUGCGCUCCCAUCCAUGACUGCGUCAUCACACCCAAUUUCAUCGUCCUUGUCCUAUGGUGCUUUGAAGCCAAUGUUGAAAGGAUGAAAGCAGGCAAGCAGCAUUGGGCCUGGGAUUACAACCUACCAGCGACUUUCAUUGUGGUCCCACGUCGGAAAACCUCCAAGGUUCCAGCCUCCUGGAAGCAAGGAGAGCACCGCGUCUACCAUUGGAAGAACUGUAUGAAUAUCCAUGCAGGUAGCGCUUGGGAGGAAGGUAAUGGAAAACUGUAUCUCGAGACAUCCCGGGUCCACGACAAUGCUUUUCCGUUCUUCCCGCCUGACGACGGGAGAAUGCCAGCCCCAGAUGCCAAAGCUGACUUUGUUCGCUGGGCGAUUGACCUCAAUGCCCCAAGUGGGACACAGAUGGUAGACCCAGAGGUCAUCCUUGACGUACCAUCUGAGUUUCCACGGAUUGACGAGCGAUUCAUGACGAAGAGAAACGAAUACCUCUUCUUAAACGUCUUUAUCCCCGAAACAUCCCAGGGCGGAACAAACAUCUUUCACGGGCUCAAUGGCUUAGCUAUGCAUAGUCACAGCACUGGCGAAACGAAGUGGUUCUUUGCAGGCAAGGACUCUCUUGUCCAGGAACCAAUCUUUAUUCCUCGUACUGCUGACGCGCCUGAGGGUGAUGGAUGGAUCAUUGCUAUGCUAGAGCGGCGUGUUGCGAAUAGGAGUGAGCUUGUUGUUCUUGAUACGAAAGAUUUUGAAAAGCCUGUCUCUUUUAUACAGCUCCCUAUGCAUCUCAAAGCUCAGGUACAUGGGAACUGGAUCGACGGCAGAACACGAGCGUCUACAGAGGCAAUUGUGAGGCAGAUGGAAGAAGUUAGGGUCAGUGGAAGAGGAGCUCUGGAGCCAUUGGCAUGA